Owenia fusiformis is the source of this 2658-nucleotide messenger RNA. Lineage: Eukaryota; Metazoa; Annelida; Polychaeta; Sabellida; Oweniidae. The record is from the annotation of a GenBank genome assembly.
AAGAGAUUUGCCAAGUGUACACAUCAAAAUUUCUCAGUUUAUUAUUGCGUUUUGCGUUUUAACCAACUUAUAAUGUGGAAUUUGGUGCUUGACUAUAGCAACAUGAAUACUUGAAGAAUCCAGAGGACUAAUUAAUAUAGAAAAAAAUGUCUGCAGAUUCCGGGAAAAAUCCACUCCCAAGUGGACCUUCAAAUUUGUGUUUCAACAAGGAAGAGUUUAUGAAGAAUGACUUCAAUACAGACCAGUUUGUUAUGGAGUGUAGGCGGCAUGUCUCUCUUGAGACUCUAAGAGAUGAUCUACUGGUUUACCUGAAGGUGCUGAGGAGUGCCAUGAUAGAACUCAUCAACAAAGACUAUGCAGAUUUUGUUAAUCUCUCAACUAACCUAGUUGGGAUGGACAAAGCCAUAGGUAACCUGUCUACCCCACUGGGUCAACUAAAGGAAGAGGUUCUGAGUGUCCAAAAAUCAAUGGAUGAUGCUAUGGAGCAUAUUGAGGAAAAGAUGAAAAGACAAAAACAGAUAAGAGAUCAAAAGGUCUGUCUGCAACGGCUGAUGAGUGUCUCUGCAUCAGUAGAGAAGAUGGAGAGACUUUUGGGUAUUGCUGAGGAUCAUGGGAGUGGCACACAGUAUACUGGUGAGCUGACAGGACAUCUUAUAGAGCGAGUAGCAUCAGAGUUCAACAAACUACAAUUUAACGUUAACAAAACUAGAGGGCACCCUUUGGUGGAAACAAUAAGACCUAGAAUUUCCAACAUUACAACCACUUUACAGUACAGCCUAGAGGGAUCAUUCCGGGAUAGUUUAGACCAGGGCCAGACAGACAUAUUACGGCAAUGUCUACGUAUCUAUGGUACCAUUGAUAAGAUGAGAGAUGCUGAGGCAUUGUUCAGACAACACAUAGUUAGACCAUAUAUGCAAGAGGUAUUAACUGAGCAGUAUAUCCAGGCCAACCCUCAUGGUUUGAGGGGCAUGUACAACAAGGCCCUGGAGUUCAUCCCCAAACACUGUAAACAGUUAAAAGAGGUCACCAGUGGUACAGCUCCAGGGAGUGAGGCUGUGAAAGGCUAUGAUUUCCUGGUGAACUCGGUUUGGCCAGAAAUAGUGUCCAACAUAGAGGCAAGAACUCCAAGCAUAUUUGCCCCUGGAAACCCUGAUGUUUUCCAUGAGAAAUACACUAUAAGUAUGGAUUUUGUGGAUAGAUUUGAGCGCCAAUGUGGCAGUCAGGCAAGUGUGAAACGUCUCAGGGCUCAUCCAAGCUUCAGCACUUUCAUGACAAAAUGGAGUCUUCCUGUUUAUUUCCAAAUAAGAUUCCAAGACAUUGCUGGUAGCUUUGAGCUGGCCCUGGAGACUGGGCUCAAUAAUGCAGCUGAAGACUCCAAAUACCAUCUCCAUGCCACAGAUGUAUUAGCUACUUGUCUGAGAAAAUGUUGGCAAAAUGAUGUUUUCCUUAUACCCCUGUGCCACAGAUUCUGGAAAUUAACCCUUCAGCAUCUCUCCAGAUAUGCCACCUGGAUAGAGGAAGUAAAGAAUGAUGAGCUGAACAGAAAACCUGUUGUGCCGAAAGCUAAGAAACCAGGUGUUGGUGAACAGGUAGCUGAACCUGAGGGUCCCCCUCCACCCCCUCCCAUUACUAUGGGCCAAAUUGUGUGCCUUGUCACUGAUGCUGAGCUUAUAUGUAACCAGAUUUCUGAAAUGUUUGAUGAAAUAAUGUCUCCUAAGUUGGCACUGAUUGGUUGUCAUGACAACCCUUUACUUACAGAGAGUUUGAAUGAAUCUAAAGUUAUGAUCUUGGCUCCCCUGCCUGUGUUCAACGAAUACAUCGUGGAUGACAUCACAAACCAAUGUUCAGUCCAUCUGAAACUAGUCAAUGAUAUUCCAAGGCUUUAUAGGAAAACCAACAGAGAUAUACCUUCCAAAGCUUCCAACUACAUUUGCAACAUCUAUAAACCAAUCAAAAUCUUUGUCUCGGAGCACCAAGGGGCCCUCAGCAAAGACAAACAGAUUGAGAUUAUAACAUGUGUUCUCAAUAACAUCCUGAAAUCAUAUUACGGAAUAACGUCAGAUUUGUUGACAUCAGUUAAAAAGAUGGAGGACAGUUUAAAAAGGUUGAAGAAGGCACGUAAAACUGACAAGAGUGCAGGUACCACAGGAAUGAGUGAUGACGAUAAAAUACGACUACAGCUCUCAAUAGAUGUCACUGAGUUUAAGAAUCAGUUUGAGGAAUUGAAUCUUGAGGCAAGUAAAGUUGAGGACUUUAAAAAGAUGCAAGAUCUGGUUGAAAGUGCAAGAACUGGAGUUACCACAUGAUCAAAAGUUGCCAGAAAUCUAAUAAUGAAUUACAAAAUGUGCUAUUGAAGUCACUUUGAAUGCACAUUACAUGCACUUACUCUGUAUAACAAAUCACAUCAAAAUUGAUGGAACAAUAUUCGAAGAAUUUGUCACAAAGUAUGGACUGAAGUUUCAUUUGGAGAAAUAAUGAUGCCGCGAGAGAAGAAGAUGUCAAUGUCUUGAAAUAUUCUUAAUUGAGAAAUAUCUAAAUCAUUGUUGAACAUUGUUGUAACAUAAUGGCUCAUAGGUUUUGGCUCAAAGCUUUGGCUUAAAACACUAAACAUCUCAUAUUUUAGGAGAUUUCACAAAAAAUCAUUAAGAGAUUGUGCAU